CAAGAAACAAGACACACUUUAGGACUUAAGAGACUGUCCACCUGUUCGAUAAUACGAUACAUGAUCGAUCGAUUCAUGACCAACAUGUCUUCUUCCGGAGUCGAGUAACAUCAGGCUGCGCUGUGAUGUUGAAGAGGAGUAAAGGUGCUUGCGUAGCCAGCGAACCAUUUCAAGUGCCCGCUAUCGGAUAUCAUACCGUCAACACCGAAUCUUUUAGGUUAAACAUCGUCGACGACUCGGACGAUUUCUUACCACCCCCACCGCUCGUCGAUGACGAAAACGGAACGUCACUCGAUGCCACUGUAACUACAACUACAAAGAGACUCGGGUCGGGACGACCUCCCACUUCUCAGCUUUCACCUUCAUCUUCUUCUUCCUCAUCUCCACCACCAAACGAAACCGCAAAAGGAGAAGAAGAAGAAGAAGAAGGAGAAGACGAGGAAGACGAAGCCCUGCAAAGAGAUCGUAAAAGGAGAAAACUCAACUCGGCGCAGGACGAAAGACUCCGGUUGAUCGAGGCUAGGGAGAAGGAGCAGCUCGAACGUGAACGGGAGAACGAGGAUGAUGGGGAUGGGUUGGACGUUCCCGAGAUACGUCCUUGUGAUGAAGAACCCUCAGCUCAAACCCUCGCCCUGAUGACCCACACCCUCACCUCCCUCCGAGCCGCGUCGAAUCCUCAGGUCCUAGAACUCCGGAUCUUGACGUUACAUCAUUCGGACGAGAGGUUUAGCUUUUUGAAGACGGAUGGGAGGUAUAGGAAAGCUUGGGAGAGAUUGAAGCGGGGUGAAGGGAUUGGGGCGGGUGAUGGUGCUGAGGCGAACAAGUCAGCGGGUUCGGGAUCGGGGGCGAUGGGAUUGGGAGGAUUGAUGGGCGCCUAUGGAGACAGCGAUACCGAUGACGAUAGCGAUAGCAAGGAGGACGACGUCGACGAGGAGAAGGAGGAAGACGUCCCACCCAUCCCGGACGCUCCACCACCCCCCUCACCUCCCCAGAAUCCGCCUCCUUUACCUUUACCUUGAGAGGGCGCCUAGUUCGAGUUCCGAGUGAGACGAGACGAGACGAGACGACACGAGACGAGGGGAAACGUCUCGAUCUCCCGAUUUUGCUCGCUGGGUGUUUUCGGCUGACCGCAUCUGCCAUCCCGUCAGGUGGUCAUGCGGAGAGUCACUGGGUAUCAGAUCCUCCUUUAAAAAGUCGUCCUCAUCUCAUCAGAGCAGUGCAAGUGGAGCGCUCAAGGUAUACUGAGGAGCUUCGUUAAGGUCGAUCAGUGGGUUUUAGGGAAUCCACCAUGGGGAUUA
Molecule: messenger RNA, 1298 nt
Organism: Filobasidium floriforme
Lineage: Eukaryota; Fungi; Basidiomycota; Tremellomycetes; Filobasidiales; Filobasidiaceae
Exons: 4
Coding region: 126-1019 (297 amino acids)
Source: RefSeq, a predicted model, not a curated record